This is a messenger RNA of Pieris macdunnoughi, 1473 nucleotides long. The record is from the annotation of a GenBank genome assembly. NCBI's taxonomy places the organism in Eukaryota, Metazoa, Arthropoda, Insecta, Lepidoptera, Pieridae.
AUGAAAAGGAUUAUGCGUAUUCUAUUUUUGAUGAGUUUUGUUUAUUUAUUAAAAGCUGACGAGGAUGCAAUCCCUGAUGAAAGCAAGACGACUUUCGAAGACUAUCCAUCAAUAGAAUUAGCUAUCACUCCUAUGGAUAUUGCCAGUGAUAUGGACGAGAAACCUGACUAUGCAUAUUUGAAGGACCCUUCCAGUGAAGAAGUUUAUAAAGCCGCUAAGGUUAGCAUUCAAUACAAAGAUUCUUCAAGUGAGCUAAAAAGCGAAAAAGACAGUGAAAAGGCCGUAGAGAAUUUAAAUACUACAGAUACUGCUGGAAUAUCUCACAGUUUAAACCAUAAAAUUAUAUCUGAAUUACCAAAUAAUACGGAUAGUAAUAACCAAAAUCAAACUUUAAUACAUAAAAGUGUCCAUGACAGCAACAUUAUAAAUGAAAAUAAAACCAUUUCGGAUAGCCAAGAAGAUAGAAAACCUGAUGCUCAAUUAGUUGACAAAACGUUUAAAUCUGACUUAGAAAACCCCAGUAAAAUAAGUACUACUUCACCCAAACCAAAGACAACAAUAAAUGAUAUGGAUGAUUUAAUAUUAGAUAAGUACCUCAAAAAUUAUGACGAUGAUGAAUUUAAUAAAAGUCUUUAUCACGAAACUCAAAGUAAAUCUGAUGAAAGUGAUUCUGAACUCGAUGGAUUAGAUCACGAUUUUCGACCAAGCAGAAGAAUGUUUGAUUUUGUCCCUGAUAUGAAUUAUAAGGGAACCUCUGAAAGCCACCAACUUUUGGAGCCUAGUAUUCCAAUUAAUGCACAUCAGCCGCCAUUAGAUGAUAGACCAAAUCCUUCAAAUACUUUCUCACCUAUAUUAUUACCAAACAGACCCGUACCAGAUCUAUACAGACUGAAAAACAUACGGUUACCUCACAACUACAAUGAGGGGCCAUUCCAAUUUGGUGGCUCACGAGACAUACUAAACCCUAACUCAAGAGAAACAUUAUUUGGACCAAAUGAUGCAGAAGAAAAUAAGCUUAAGAUUCAAAAUGGAUUGGGCAUAUUACAGGAAAUGAUAAAUAAUCCAAAUAGAAUGGCUCCAGAAAUCCCGGACGAACCGGGCCCCAAUAAAUGGGAUCAAGCCCCUACCUUGUAUAAUGAACCAAACACAUGGAUACCUAACGUGAUGACGGUACCAAAUAGCUGGAAACCGGCACCGGGAUACCAAAAUAUUCCAAAUGGCUGGUUACAUCUGACAAAAAGGGCCAAAAUAACUGAAACAAAUAUAAAUCCAAUAUAUAGAAACCUUGCUCUACCCUCAAGUCUUCCCAAUCCUCAGCUACCAUAUGUCGGAUUUGGUAUAAUAAGAUAUCCUGGUGCUUAUCCAACUUUUGAUCCCAGGAUGAUGGCUCGAAGAAAUCUUGCAUUGGUUCCAAGUUCUCAACGAUUUUUAAUAGACAACGGUUUUCUCUACAAUCGAAUGUGCUGUUAUUAA